Molecule: messenger RNA, 925 nt
Organism: Acanthoscelides obtectus
Lineage: Eukaryota; Metazoa; Arthropoda; Insecta; Coleoptera; Chrysomelidae
Source: the annotation of a GenBank genome assembly
GAUCAUACAGGUGUGACGCCUCCAGUCUCUGCGUAAUCGGAAGUCAGUAUUGAUAGAGAGACCUGAAAUAGUCGCCUGGCGUCGAAAAUACCUACGCGAAAUGAUUGAAUAUAGGCGACAAAGCAGAAAAAUCUAUUAUUUGGACGAGACAUGGAUAAAUGCAGGUCACACAGUUAAAAAAACCUGGAUAGACAAAAACGUAGUGAGUAACCGACAAGCAAGCAUUGAAGGUUUGUUAACAGGUCUUCGUGGACCGUCAGGGAAACGUCAAAGAUUGAUCGUAACUCAUAUUGGUAGCGAUAAAGAGUGUGACUUGAUUUUCGUCUCUAAGAAAGGAGGUGAUUACCAUGACGAAAUAAAUGCCAGCUGCUUCGAGAGCUGGUUUCAAGGGGUGCUUCAGCGAGUUGAGCCCAACUCUGUGAUCGUCAUGAAUAAUGCUUCCUACCAUAGUCGUCAAACCGAACGUGUACCGACUAUGGGAUCUCAAAAAGGUGACAUGCAGCAAUGGUUGCGCGAAAAAGGAAUCCCGUUUGACGAUUCAUGUGUGAAAGCGGAAUUGUAUGAAAAAAUUAAACAGCACAAACCUGCGAACAUUAGUUACGUGACUGAUGAGAUGGCCCGUCAAUGUGGUGUCACUGUGCUGCGGUUACCGCCCUACCACUGUGAACUGAACCCAAUAGAGCUCAUCUGGGCUCAAGUGAAGGGUUAUAUUGCGUGCCAUAACACAACCUUCAAAUUACCAGACCUAGUAACGCCCGAAGCUUGGCAGAAUGCUAUCCGUCAUGUUGUGAAGGAAGAAACAAAAAUGUGGCAGCUUGACCACCACAUCGACACCAUCAUAGAGCCAGUUAUAGUCAAUUUCAACGAGGAAAGCUAUAGCGACAGUUUAUUACUGCCAGAUGUAAGUGGAAGCGACGAUGAAUAA